CUUAAACAGAUAAGAUCACAAAAACCAAUUAGAGACAGAGAGAUAGAAGAACGCCUUGGCAAUGGCAUCUACAGCUUUGACUGUAUCAUGGAGUUCUUCGUGGCUAAAUAGCUUGGGCGGAAACUUGAGUGAAGCCACUAAACUACCAGCUAGAAGAACAGCCUUGGUGGUUUUCGCUCAGAAGAAAGCCACGAAGACCCGAAAGAUAAUUUUGAAGGAGGACGUGGCAUACCUGGGAAAGAUGGGGGAGAUGCUUGACGUGAAGGCCGGGUAUUACAGAAAUUAUCUGCUGCCCUUGGGCAAGGCCCAAAUUGUCACUCCCGCAGUGCUCAAGGAAAUGCGAAUGGAACAGGAGAGAAUUGAGGCUGAGAAAAAACGGGCAAAAGAUGAGGCACAGCAACUCGCUCUGAGCUUUGAAACUGUUGGAGCUUUUAAGGUGAGGCGCAAAGGUGGGAAGGGGAAACAAAUUUUUGGAAGUGUUACUGCUCAAGAUCUUGUUGACAUAAUUAAGGCACAACUUCAGAGGGAUGUGGACAAGCGAAAUGUUUCUCUUCCGGAAAUCCGGGAAACGGGAGAGUAUAUUGCAGAGCUGAGGCUUCACCCAGAAGUUAUUGCUCGAGUGAGGUUAAAUGUGUAUGCUAACUAAGGACAGGUAUCUUUUGGUGCCCAAACUCUGGAUGGAACGUGUGCUAGCAGCUUGCACAUCUAAGGUAAAUAGGCAUCUACAUAUCUGAAAGCCAUGAGAUAAUGGGAGCCUUCCCAAUUACCAGAUAACCAAUCAUUCAGAAUUCUUGGUUUUACAUUAUGGUGCAAAUUUUCUGCAAAUUGACUUGGCUUACUGCUUUCUCUUCUUUCAUGUUUUGAAGAAGUUGAUUAACAUAUUGUAUGAUUCUUCAUACUCUGCAAA
Molecule: messenger RNA, 907 nt
Organism: Alnus glutinosa
Lineage: Eukaryota; Viridiplantae; Streptophyta; Magnoliopsida; Fagales; Betulaceae
Product: large ribosomal subunit protein bL9c
Exons: 6
Coding region: 62-646 (194 amino acids)
Biological process (GO): translation
Cellular component (GO): ribosome; mitochondrion
Molecular function (GO): structural constituent of ribosome
Source: RefSeq, a predicted model, not a curated record